Molecule: messenger RNA, 435 nt
Organism: Stylonychia lemnae
Lineage: Eukaryota; Ciliophora; Spirotrichea; Sporadotrichida; Oxytrichidae
Source: the annotation of a GenBank genome assembly
AUGGAAGGUGAUGAUCUCAAAACAGUGACUUUGUAGAUUUGGGACACAGCUGGUUAGGAAAGAUAUCAAAGUCUAGGAGUAGCAUUCUAUAGAGGAGCUGAAGCAUGCGUAUUAGUUUAUGAUAUCACUAAUCAGAGAAGUUUUGAAAAUCUAAAUAUUUGGAAGCAGGACUUCUUAGUCAAAGCUAAUCCAAAGAAUCCAGAUCAUUUUCCAUUUUUCGUAUUUGGAAACAAACUUGAUAAAGCAGAGGAAAGGAAGGUGCCUAUAUAAAGAGUUGAAGAGUGGUUAUAAAAGAAUAAUGAUAUUCCUUAUGAGGAGACCUCAGCAAUUGAAGGUGCAAAUGUAGAAAAAAUUACUGAAGGUAGCGGAGCGAAAAAGUUCGGAUUAACAGAGAAUAAAAAAACCUACAAGGGAAAAUAGGGCAGGUGUUGUUGA